Molecule: messenger RNA, 2843 nt
Organism: Eucalyptus grandis
Lineage: Eukaryota; Viridiplantae; Streptophyta; Magnoliopsida; Myrtales; Myrtaceae
Product: protein ACCELERATED CELL DEATH 6
Exons: 5
Coding region: 698-2632 (644 amino acids)
Cellular component (GO): plasma membrane
Molecular function (GO): protein phosphatase regulator activity; protein phosphatase 1 binding
Source: RefSeq, a predicted model, not a curated record
UCUCCUCAUCUCCAUCACAGCCACCAUCUCUCCGGCCAGUUGAGAAUCCACCGUCCAACUUCGGCCCUGUCCACCGUAACCUCCAUCUUCAAAGCCCACCUCCCACCAUGGCUACAGCGGCAAGUCCCUUCCUCCGCCUUGAACGAUUAUGGAGUCUCUCUCUCUCUCUGGUGUCCUCUUCCAUCGUCCUCCCUUCGAGUUCCUCCAGCGAGCUCCUUCCGUGAAGUGCGGCCGCGACAAUCUGGAAACAUGGUCGCUCGAGCUUUACCCUGGCCACAAGCUAGCUCGAGAAGCCAUGGCCUCAUCCAGAUCUGGACGAGCAACAUUGGAGCCAACCGCGAGCGAUGACGAAAGGGAUGGAGACGGUGGCUGGAGGCUGGAGAGGAGGUGUGCGAAGAAGAAGAUAAAAAUUAAAUUUUUAUUUAUUUUUAUUCCACUCGGCAGACACGUAUCAACCUAUUCUUGGACAUUGGUAAAAAAGCGCACCGGCACAAUUCAUGCGGUACUUGCAACCACAAUAUUUUCUCCCUUCUCUCUCUCACUUCUUCGUCAACGUCAACGAGAAGAGAGAGAAGGACGAGCCCAUGGGCCCUCUCCUCGUCUAUAAUUACUCUACUCACUCUACUCCCCUCUCGACUUUGAUUUCACAAGAGAGAGAGAGAGAGAGGUUACAAAGCGAAAGAGAGAGGGGGAGAGGAUGAGCGUGGAGAGAGAGAGAGGAAGGCACUGUGUUGGUUCCGAAGAAGGUGUCACAGGCCAUAAUCGCCCCCACGGAGAGAUGGCUGAGCGUCUGCACCAGGAGACGUGGGGGGAGAGAAGGCGGAGACUGGAAGCAUUAUUAAUCACGGCCGACGUGAACCAGCAACAGCACGAUCCUCCACAACCCGACAAUAUUUUGGAUCCCCAGCUUUACUCGGCUGCGAAGGGACGGGAUGUCGACGAGUUCAUCGGAGCCCUGGAGGGUCAUUGCAUCAGGGAAAGAGCGUCGUUACCCAUUGUUCUCGGGCGACGCAGCCCCUUGGGGAAUACACUGCUUCACGCUGCGGCAGAGACCAGUGAUAAUGUCAGAGCAAUCAUCGAUUUCGUCCCUGAGCACUUGAUCUCUUGUAAGAAUUCCAAAGGAGAGACGCCGCUGCACAUUGCAGCUAGAGCUGGGAUUGUCGGUGCGGUGGAACUUCUCCUUCACCGGGGGGGCCUAACAUGCACUGACCACAACGGCAACUCCGCUCUGCACGAGGCUGUGAGGCACCGUCGUUAUGAGGUGAUCCGUAAACUGGUUAAUGAAGACCCCAAUCCGCUGUAUCGUCAGAAUAAGGAAAGCAAGUCACCAUGGUGCGUAGCAAUCGAAACAGGGGACAUAGAGGUUCUCAAGGUCUUGUUGGCAGUACCAAACGACGGUGAAGACGAGAGGAGAUUAGAGACUAAAGAUGUCUUCGGCAUGUCACCCGUUCACGUUGCCAUUAUGUACCGGAAUAUGGAUAUGCUGGAAGAGAUGCAGAAAACGAAGUCGUGGCUAUUUCAAGUGAGAUACUUAGAACAGGGCACUCCACUCCACUUAGCAGCGUACACCAAUUAUCUUGAUGGAGUCAAAUUCUUGAUGCAACAUUACCGAACAAACGCCCUGGAGCAAGACAGCACGCUUGGUUAUCUUCCUAUUCAUGUUGCGUGCAUGAUGGGUCACGUCAAGAUCGUCAACGAGUUACUUCGACGAUGGUCAGACCCUGCAGAGUUUCUAACUAGGCUGGGACAAAACAUUCUUCACGUGUCAGCACAGAAUGUAUGCACUGCAACUGUCAAAUACAUAUUGAAUAAUCCCAAAUUCAAUAGCCUCAUAAAUGCAAGAGAUUUAGAAGGGAAUACGCCUCUGCAUGUGGCGGUGUCGCAUUACCAACCUUCAGUCUUGCUUCUUGCACGAGACAGCAAAACUGAUCUUAGUUUGAUCAAUCAUAAUAACAUGACGGCUCUCGACAUGAUAGAGCGAGACAUUAUAGCAUCUGAUGAUUUAAUCUCGAAGCGUUUUAUAUGGGCAAUUUUGCUUUCUGCUGGAGCACCAAGAAGUAUGGAAUCAGUUAUCUGCGAUCCUACUGGUCAGAUCCCACUGAAACGAUUGAUACUAUCGAGAGCGGGUACGCUCACGGAGCACGUGAGUACUCUCUUGGUCGUGGCGACACUUACAGCCUCUGUCACUUUCGUUUCUGGAUUUUCCGUUCCCGGAGGAUAUUAUGGUUCUGACACAAAUGCUGGACUCCCGGCAUUGCUCCACAAAGCCAUGUACAAUGUCUUUGUGAUUAGCAACUCCACAGCCAUGUACAGCUCGAUCAUGGCAAUCGUGCUGCUCUUAUUGUCAAUUAUUAAUCAUCCUUACGUGAAGGGAGUGGCCAUUUUCCUAUCAGUGAUGCCAUUGUGGGUAGCUAUUACCGCAAUACCUUUGGCAUUCAUGGCAGGCAUCUACGGGACCGUAACCAAACUGUAUUGGCUCUCGAUACUUGUCUUGGUCCAUGGAUCCCUCGCCCUCUUCUUUUUCUUGAGUAUUUUCAUUUUGUUGGUUUUUCCGCAUGGGUGCAGAAAUCCUCUUAUACGUCGCUUCAGCGACCAGAUCACUUAUUGGAUUCUUUGGAUAGGAAGACCGUAGAGAGCGGGACCGCGAGACGUGCCCCUUCCCCUUCCCCCUUCCCACCGAAUAGAUGAUUUAGCCUACAGGUUCCAGAAAGAUGGCGUCCGAUCCCUUCUCUUCUCAAAUCUAUUAUCUUCUCACCAAUCAUGUACCAACAUCUGUACCUUCAGCUCCUUUUUAGGUUAUUUUUAUUUCAUAAAAAAAGUAAUGAUUCGAAAGUUAUUUUUCU